UACUUAUGUAAAAAUACUUUUAGUGUUAUGUCAGGACCCAGGCCGGUUGUUCUGAGCGGCCCCUCAGGGGCAGGGAAGAGCACUCUUAUGAAGAUGUUACUGAGGGAUUAUGUUGGAGUCUUCGGUUUCAGCGUGUCACAUACAACACGGGGCCCACGUCCAGGAGAGGUAGAUGGCAAAGAUUACCACUUCUCAAACAGGGAGGCCAUGCAGGAGGAUAUUGAUGACGGGAAAUACAUUGAGAAUGCUGAGUUUUCCGGCAACCUGUAUGGAACAAGCAAGUCUUCUGUAGAUGACGUGAGGGCCAAGGGCCUCAUCUGCAUCUUAGAUGUGGAGAUCCAGGGAGUGAAGAACAUCAAGGAGACUGAUCUGGACCCCAUCUAUGUUUCUAUCCAGCCCCCCUCUAUUGAGAUCCUGGAAAAGCGUCUGAGGGACAGAAAUACUGAGACAGAGGAGAGUCUGAAGAAGCGUCUGGAGACAGCGCGAGUUGACAUGGAGCUCAGCAACGAGCCAGGAAUGUUUGACGCGCUUAUUGUCAAUGAAGACUUAGAGGAGGCGUAUGAGAAGUUGCAAAGUGUUCUUAUUGAGGAAAUAACGAAGGUUCAGUCGACCAAGAAAGAAAGAUGCAAUUCGUAA
Messenger RNA from Oncorhynchus masou masou (cherry salmon), 636 nucleotides. Its product is annotated as guanylate kinase-like. The record is from RefSeq and is a predicted model, not a curated record. The coding region runs from base 28 to 636 and encodes 202 amino acids. Gene Ontology annotation, biological process: purine nucleotide metabolic process. Gene Ontology annotation, molecular function: GMP kinase activity. Gene Ontology annotation, cellular component: cytosol. The transcript has 8 exons. NCBI's taxonomy places the organism in Eukaryota, Metazoa, Chordata, Actinopteri, Salmoniformes, Salmonidae.